This is a messenger RNA of Cimex lectularius (bed bug), 1147 nucleotides long. It is a transcript of the gene Oda, whose product is annotated as ornithine decarboxylase antizyme 1. Gene Ontology annotation, molecular function: ornithine decarboxylase inhibitor activity. The record is from RefSeq and is a predicted model, not a curated record. Bases 1 to 606 code for a protein of 201 amino acids. Gene Ontology annotation, cellular component: cytoplasm; nucleus. NCBI's taxonomy places the organism in Eukaryota, Metazoa, Arthropoda, Insecta, Hemiptera, Cimicidae. The transcript is spliced from 5 exons. Gene Ontology annotation, biological process: positive regulation of protein catabolic process.
AUGUUGGUGAGGUAUUUUGAUAGACUGUAUGUCGAGGAAUUUGCAAAAGAAAUUAUUGGUAUCAAAAGAUGUCCGGGUAUGUGGGCUUUGACAGCUCCAUACAAUUUGGGGGAUGCAGAGCUGGUAUUAUCGAAGAAGAGGAGGGCGGCCCCCAUUAUAAAGUGCAGCUUGGCACAGGGCCUCUGUGGUGCUCCUGAUGUCCCCCACAUCCAAUAUCCUUCCAACCGCAUUAAGUAUCAGGAGAUUGACUUGGAGGCCAUUUUGGGGCGUGGGGGUGUCACUCGGAUAACAUUCGAGCUUCGGUUGACAGAACAGACUGAAGCUGUGUGGGAUACGUUACUUCUCGGAACGAGGCUUUACAUUCAAGUACCGCAGUCACUUCUUCCCGAUGGAUCAAAGGAAGCAUUUAUCACAUUACUUGAAUAUGCAGAAGAAGUUUUGAAGUGCACUGAUAUAAUCGUUUGUCUUAAGAAGGACAGGGCUGAUCGAGCCCAAUUGGUGAGGACAUUCAUGUAUCUUGGCUUUGCAAUACUGCCACCUGGCCACGAGUUGCUUCUAAACAGCAACGACACCAUCAACUUGUACAUGCGUUACGCCAUUGAGUAAAUUCCUCGUUUUACGGUUGUAGCUAUUUCGAUGGCUUCCCAAUAUUUUCCCUUUUGUCACAUUUGUAAAGAACUAAUGACCUCUAAGGCAAUCUCCUCUCUUUUUGCGGGAUGGUUCAGUAACAUAAUGAAUAAAUAAUUAUAAUAUAUACACUUAUUAAUACUGCAUUUUAAGUUUCUGGUUUCUAUUGACUUUGAGAUAUUUCAACCUCUCACCACACUUUCUCUUUAUUUUCUUCCUCCCUUUCUUUUUUUUCUUUUUUUUUAUUAUUUAUUUAUUGUUUAGACAAAUUGUUUAAAAUAAAUUACCAUUCCAUUUAUAAUUUUAAAACAUUUUGUUUUCUGUUCCUUAUUUUGCCUUUGCCUUAAAAUAUAAUUGCUUCUGAGCAUUGACUUUUUGUUUCUUUUUUUUUCAGUUCAAUGUAUAAAUGUAUCGAAUAUGUAAACCAACAAUCUCUAGCAUAAAGGCAUUUUAAAAUAUAUACACCAUUGUUUUAGUCCUUAGCUUUUUAUGCAUAUUAUAAUUCGUAUAUUUUACUAUU